CCGGGCGGGAAGGGGCGUGGGGGGUGUGCGAGAGGCCAGCACGCGUGGGGGGUUCCCUGCGGGAAGAGCUGAAACCCCGGUCGGAAUGGCUGGGUGUUGGUAGAGCCGUGUGCUCGGCGGGACACGCGGGCGCCUCUCCGUGUCCCCGGGAUGGAGCGGACGCACCGGCUGGAGCUGUUCCCUAACUACAGCGUCACGCUGCUUCUCUUCCGACACGUGAAAAAUGCCGCGGCUCUACGGAAAAAAGCCAUGGAAGGAUCCAUUGAAGGAGCACUGAUAAACCCUGCCAUGAUUGUAGAUCCUUUUCAAAUUCUUGUGGCAGCCAACAAAGCCAUACAUCUACAAGAGACAGAUAAAAUGAAGACCAGAACACUCUAUGCAGAAAUUAUUUUCAAUCUUUCACCAAACAACAACAUUUCAGAUGCAUUUAAAAAGUUUGGCAUUUCAGACAGUGACACAGCAGUACUCAUUGUUCUACUGGGCAGCUACAAAACUGUAAAUCUGGAAGAUAUAGCAUCUCAGGUGGAAGGCCAACAGGUUCCUCUAGAUGAACUCCCCCAGCUAACAGACACUGCCAGAGUUAAAAAGACAUACAAAGUUACUCCGCAAGAAGAAAAAAUCAGCACCUUAUUGGAUAGUGUUGUUUGCAGAAUGGCAACAAAAGAUGUCUUAUGAAAAUGUGGAAAGAAAUUUUUUUAAAGGAAAAAGGACUUUUUAAGGUGUAAAAACACUUCAUUGCAAUUCAUCUUGCAUUUCAGAGAAAGUGGAGUAGUGUGUUCUAAGCUCAGAGAGCAAUUCUGCCAUGCAAAGCAGAAUUUGCUGUUGGCUUUUCUGUCCUUUUUCUUGACAAGAGAAAAUUGCCAGUACUCUAAGCUGAACAUAAACAGAAGGACUGGAAAUCUGUACUUACCUUUCUGUUUCAUCAAAUGUUUUGCUAGUCCCAGACAGGAUUCAAACAUUCUAAAUAAUUUUUAUUAACCCUCCCCGGUUUGUUUUUUUGGUACCCCUGAUGAAUGAUACCGUUUUAAGGAUACUGCUGCCAGAAAAGGUGUCAUUAUGGUCCAACUAUUGCUGAUGGACUAGAAAAAGGAAAGUUUCCAUAAAAUAUCAGCAGCAUCUCCCUCCUUGUGCUAACGGUAUAGAGCACUUCAGUGUUGGUGUUAAAGGAUAAUGAGUGGUGCUUUUACUUUACAGCACUGGAUUAUGCACGGUGAUGCUAACUUCCUAGGGCCUAGUUCCAGGUGCAGAAUUCACAGCCAAAUUUGUGCCAUAUUCACUUAAAAUUGUCAAUACAACUUACAUAGCAUUCUGAAAAGAUCAUGGAACUUGUUUUGGUUUUUUUUGGAACCGGUGUUAGGAAAGACCAUUGAAGGGAAGUAGGAAGACUAUUGAUUUCCAGUAGUCACCAGGUCCAAGAGCCCUGCGUGAGUAUCAUUUAAUCACACACAGGCAUCCUGUUUAAGUAAAACUGCUGUCCUAGUUAGGUAGAAAUCCAUGCUGUUUGUUAUUGUUAUACUGUAUUGUUUUUGUGGGACAUGCUAAAACUGUAUAGUUGUCUGCAUUUUUUUUCCUAAUGUUCUUUGAGGUAUUAUGAUAUGUGUACUUACAAGAUAUUUGGAAGAGUAUACCCCACAUUCUUACACAUAGUGUUUGGGAUAACAAGAUACAUUUCAACAGAGAGAUAAGUCUGAGUUAGAAUUGAAAUGUUGUCCAAUACAGUAAACAGACCAGUGAACUGACAUGUUGACCUACUUUUGUCAUGUUUCCGUAUUUAAUAUGGAAAUCCCUAGCUUCUGUUUUGCAUUUUGAUUUUGAUUAAGUCUUCUCUCAAGUUAAACCCAGGAGUACAAAUACCAUCUUUUUCUUACCAACCAGACCAAUGGCAAAUUUAGUUACCAAGUACCAAGGGAAUUCCAGGAUUUAUCGAAAGAAAGGGUUCCAGAGAAACGGCUGUGCUGACUUCCUGCUUUAAAGAUGGUUUUGCAGAAUGCAUCAUCAUCUCUAAAGGGAAAUGUGAGGCAGUAGUGAAAAAUGGAGCUUGGAAGGGCUUGCGUCUUUUAAAAAAAAUGUGUGUAACAUCAGCAUGUGAGAAUGACCAUGGAAAAUAAAAGACUUGUUUUCCUUUUC
Molecule: messenger RNA, 2127 nt
Organism: Empidonax traillii (willow flycatcher)
Lineage: Eukaryota; Metazoa; Chordata; Aves; Passeriformes; Tyrannidae
Gene: TPRKB
Product: TP53RK binding protein
Exons: 4
Coding region: 151-675 (174 amino acids)
Biological process (GO): telomere maintenance via recombination; tRNA threonylcarbamoyladenosine modification
Cellular component (GO): nucleus; cytosol; EKC/KEOPS complex
Source: RefSeq, a predicted model, not a curated record